Molecule: messenger RNA, 769 nt
Organism: Sabethes cyaneus
Lineage: Eukaryota; Metazoa; Arthropoda; Insecta; Diptera; Culicidae
Exons: 2
Coding region: 111-713 (200 amino acids)
Source: RefSeq, a predicted model, not a curated record
UUACCUGCCUGCCGACACCGCCGAACACACUGACGAUCGAAGCUGAGAAAUGCAGUUUGUCUUUCAGAAAUAGGCCGGCACUAUUUAAUUGAACAAUCGCUGAGGUAAUUAUGGCUACAGCAGGUAACAUUCCAAACCAUUCAUCAUCGAUUAACGGAAGUCAAAUGGAUUCGCAACUUGAAUAUUCCUCCGAAGAGGAAGGCUGCCUGUCCCCGUACUGCUGCUCAAGUGAUGACGAGGAGUGCCACCGCGACCUGGUAGACGAGAUGCCCGCUUUUUCCACCCAGUCACUCUCACCAUCGGGACGAUCUCUUUCGCCGAUCGAUUUGGAUACAUCCCCACCGCGCUCGCGAAAUUCCACACCUUGCAACACGCCCAUCGACGGUUCUGCCCCGCACCCACCGGUAGGAAGAGAUUUUGUUUCCCUGGAAGAAGUCAACGCGCGAAUCGGCCUAACACCGCCACCGGACGUCCGAGCGCGCAAUCUGGAAACCAUUUUCGAGGAUAAAUUUUUGGAAACACCCCCGGGACGGGAGUUUGAAUCGCGCUCCAAUCAGAAUCUACUACGAAAGUCGCUUCGCAAUCGCGGUUCGAAGGCAGCGGGCGAUUCAACUGCGGGUCCCGCGGCAGCGUCCUCGCAGCAAUCGAUGGCCAACGGGGGCGCAUCGGACGACAAACGGUUCGACGGUAAGCGUCGUCUGUCGCUAGAGUAAGAAGGCCGUGUGCAUUUGGUAGGUUAGAUAGGACGAUUUUUUCCUCAUAGACUGUA